CCUUCAUCUUCUGAAGCUGCCCCUUCUGACAUGCCUACACCAACUGCUGCUGCUCCUUCAUCUUCUGAAGCUGCUCCAUCCGACAUGCCUACAUCGACUGCUGCUGCUCCUUCAUCUUCUGAAGCUGCUCCUUCCGAAGCCGUAACUGACGUUGCUCCAUCUGACAUGCCUACGUCGACUGCUGCCGCUUCUGCUGCUCCUACCGCAUCUACCGAAAAUAAUGCUGAAGCUGAUGUUACGGACAUUGUUCUUGACGGUUCCUCCAACACUGCUGCUGCUUCUUCUGAAGCUCCUACUGCUGUCCCCACUGCUUCUGUUGAUACUACCUCCUCUGCUACUUCUACAGAAGCUGCUGCUACAGCUGAAACCAAGUCUACCCCUGCUAACACUCCUACAGCUACCAAAGAAGCUAGUAACAAGGAUGAGAAUAAAGACCAAGAUAAGGACGAAAAAGAAAACGAUAAAGAAGAUAAGGAUGCCGCAGAAAACGAAAACGCAGACAAGGAAGUAGCGGAAUCCAGCAAAGACAAAGAUAAUGAAUCUGAGAGUUCUAAGGAUGAAAGCAAGAAAAAUGAAGAUAAAGAGAACAAGAAGAAGGAUGAAGACGAUGAAGAUAACGAAGAUGACAAAAAGAAAACUGAUGAUGAAGAGAAGGAGGAGAAGAAAGAAGAAAAAAUGAACAAAAAUAAGGCUAAGGACGAUGAAGAAGAGGACAACGAAGAUAAUGAUAAGGAAGACAAGAAUAAGGAUAAAGAAGAAGAAGACGAAGCAGAAGAAAAGGAGGAAGAAGAGAAGAAGGCUAAAAAGGAAAAGAAGAAAGCUAAGAAGGCUGCUAAAAAGGCUGCUAAAAAGGCCAAGAAGAACAAGGACAAGGAUAACAACGAUGAUGAAGAAUAAAUAGCUGAAUUUAUCCCUUAUUCCUCUCUACCUAUUUUACUUUAACAUACACAUGUUUAAUUUUAUAUUAAUAAAAAACC
Mycotypha africana is the source of this 977-nucleotide messenger RNA. RefSeq lists its product as uncharacterized. Lineage: Eukaryota; Fungi; Mucoromycota; Mucoromycetes; Mucorales; Mycotyphaceae. The transcript has 2 exons. The coding region runs from base 31 to 897 and encodes 288 amino acids. The record is from RefSeq and is a predicted model, not a curated record.